CCGAUAAUCCUUCUUUGUCUAUAUUAUCCGCUCUUUACUAUAUACCCUAUAUCACCCGCUCUAUUAUCCGCUUUUUAGUACGUGCCCAACAACAACAAUCAUGGCGUUCCAACAAGUUCUGUCCGACAAAAUAUUGGCCGGGUUCGACAAAUAUAAGUAUAGUGCAGUUGAUACAAGUCCACUGUCAAAUUAUGUUAUGCAUCCAUUUUGGAACGGAUGUGUUAAGCUGGUUCCCAUGUGGGUAGCGCCAAAUCUCCUAACACUGACUGGUUUUCUGCUCUUGGUUGUGAAUUUCCUGUUCAUGAUCUAUUACGACAUGGAUUUCUAUGCGUCCAGUAGAGACCAACCAGAUUUUCUGCCCAUUCCAAACUGGCUGUGGCUCCUGUGUGCUUUUAAUAACUUCAUGGGACAUACUCUUGAUGGAAUUGACGGGAAGCAAGCUAGACGGACAGGAACCAGUUCACCGCUUGGCGAGCUAUUUGACCAUGGACUGGAUAGUUGGGCUUCAUUCUUCCUUCCUGUUGCAAUGUACUCAGUGUUUGGACGGGGUGAGCACGGAGUCGGCGUGUAUAACGUGUACCUGAUCCUGCUAGGAGUGAACUUCUGUUUUAUGGCAUCCCACUGGGAGAAGUACAACACUGGAAUCCUGUUCCUCCCUUGGGGAUACGACUUCUCCCAAAUUGCGAUGACAUGUGUCUACCUUAUUACAUUCAUGUAUGGAUAUGAAUUUUGGAAGUUCUCUCUGUUUGGAUUCACCACUGCAUAUAUUUUUGCCAUCACCAUGUAUGUUGGCUUUGCUGUGUCCAUUCCAAUUUCCUUGUGGAAUAUAUAUUUGGGCUACACAAAUAAAACUGGGAAAAUGCUGAGUUUGCAUGAAUCUGUUCGUCCGCUGGUUUCUACCCUGCUGCUAUUUGCACUAAUGCUUACUUGGGCAAAUUACUCCUCCUACAACAUACUUGAGCAACAUCCAAGAAUAUUUUUCACCGUGACUGGAACAGUAUUUUCAAAUAUUGCUUGUCGGCUGAUCAUAGCCCAGAUGAGCAAUACCAGGUGUGAGCUAGUCAACUGGCUGCUGGUGCCCCUUUUCUCCAUUGUGAUUAUCCUGUGCUUCCUGAACCUGGGAGUUUUUGAGUUCUACAUUCUAACCGGCUACUGCAUCUUUGCCCUAGGCUCGCAUAUUCAUUUUGGAGUCAGUGUGGUGAAAGAAAUGUGCAAGCACUUCAAAAUCAAUGCAUUUUCCAUUCCCAAGAAAGAAUAAAUGCAAAGGUGUAUUGUAAUCUUAUGGUUGUUAAACAACAGUUAACAACUUUUGUUUACUUUUAGCUUUAGUAGUUCAACUCAUUGUUCCAAUUGAAAUGACAGUUUGUUAAACAAACAUGUAAUUAUACACAAAUGCACUUAAAGAAAAUUAUCUUGUACUGAUCUAAAAAAAGUUCUAUUUUCAUUUAUAAGGCUUAAACUUUAAUAUUUGUAAUAUUGUUCAAACUGUUUUGGCUACUUGUUAAGUAAACAUUUAACAUAGAUAGGCACCAAAUAGAUAUUUUAUUGAUACAGGGUAUUAAUCCCAUACAGUACAUAAUUCGGUAUACGUGCUUAUUCACCAAAGAACUGCUGUUAUUAAGCACCAUUUGUUACUGCUGAAAAUGAUGUGCCAGUUUGUAUGUAUGUUAGGUAAAAUUUCUGUCCUGGCUAUAUAAUUAUGCGACAGUAAAAAGCUAUCCUUACUGAAUGUACAGCCUUUUGCGCCAGCAAAAAAGGGGUGCUGGUGUAUUUCAAUAUAAACCUUUCUCCCAUGUUAAGGUGUUUUAUGGCAAACUGAACCAUUUUCUUACAGGAAAUGACAAACCGGUGUUAGCAUUUAUAAACUUUUUAUAGAACCCACAAACCUCCUUCAUUCUUAUAAAAGUGCAAAAACCAUUAAUAUGGGUAAUUUGUGUAAAAACCAGAAUUGUUAUGCUCCCCAUAUAUAUAUAUAUAUAUAUAUAUAUAUAUAUAUAUAUAUAUAUAUAUAUAUAUAUAUAUGGGGAGCAUAUAGUUGCCAGUUUGGGGUUCCUUACUUACUUUUGUCACACUUUUGUUACCGUUUCUCAUAGCGCCUUCAAUAUUUUACCGAUCUUUACAUAUUUGGCAUGUAGGUACCCUGCAUGGACCUCUACCUUUUGAUGAUGUUUAAGGUCACUUGGGUCAAGGUCUAGGUCACUGAGGCUAAUAAUAGAUUUUCCGUCACAAUUUUGUUACAGUUUCUCAUAGCACCUUCAUUAUUUUUCCGAUCUCGUACACAUUUGGCAUGUAGGUACCCUGCAUGGACCUCUACCUGUUGAGGAUGUUUGAUGUCACUGGGAUCAAGGUCACUAAGGCUAAUAAUAGAUUUUUCCGUCACAAUUUUGUUACAGUUUCUCAUACCACCUUCAAUAUUUUACCGAUCUCUUACAUAUUUGGCAUGUAGGUACCUUUCAUGGAGCUCUAUCUUUUGAUGAGGUUUGAGGUCACUGGGGUCAAGGUAAAGGUCACCGAGGCUAAUAAUAGGUUGUUAUGCCCCCGGUAGGGUGGCAUAUAGCAGUUGAACUGUCAGUUCGUCUGUCUGUCUGUGUGUUCGUCCGAAAACUUUAACAUUUGCCAUAACGUUUGCAAUAUUGAAAAUAGCAACUUGAUAUUUGGCAUGCAUGUUUAUCUCAUGAAGCUGCACAUUUUGAGUGGUGAACGGUCAAGGUCAUCCUUCAAGGUCAAAAGUCAAAAAAUACCAUCCAAGGGAAGUAAUCAGCUUUUAAAGGGAGAUAAUUUCUAAACCUGCCAAAUCAUAUAUUGAAAUUUUAUUUCAAAGCGGCGCAAUAGGGGGCAUUGUGUUUCUGACAAACACAUCUCUUGUUCUGUCACAAUUUUGUUACAGUUUCUCAUAGCGCCUUCCAUAUUUUACCGAUCUCUUACAUAUUUGGCAUGUAAGAACCUUGCAUGGACCUCUACCUUUUGAUGAGGUUUGAGGUCACUGGGGUCAAGGUCACCGACGCUAAAAAUAGAUUUUUCCAUCACAAUUUUGUUACAGUUUCUCAUAGCGCCUUCAAUAUCUUACCGAUCUCUUACAUAUUUGGCAUGUAGGUACCUUGCAUAGACCUCUACCUUUUGAUGAGGUUUGAGGUCACUGGGGUCAAGUUAAAAGUCACUGAGGCUAAUAAUAGAUUUUCUCAAGGUCACACUUUGGUUACAGUUUCUCAUAGCGCCUUCAAUAUUUGAUAGAUCUCUUAUAUGUUUGGGAUGUAGGUACCUUGCAUGGACCUCUACCUUUUUGAUGAGGUUUGAGGUCACUGGGGUCAAGAUUAAGUUCACUGAGGCCAAUAAUAGAUUUUCUCAAGGUCACACUUUUUUCCACACGAUUAAACCAUAUAUUGACAAAGCAUCAAUGGGGAGCAUCCAUCAGUUUUACUGAUAUCCUUGUUUAAUCAUACAUCAGUUAGUGUUUUAUAAUAACAAUUAUACAAAAAACAUGUAAUAUACUAUGCUUUAUACAUUAUAUUAGACUGUGUGUGAGAGAUGUUUUUGUAAUUGCUAGGCAGUUAAAUGGUAAAAUUAUUAUUCUUUAAUUCUUGUAUUUAAGUUAUUUAUUUAUUUUUUACAUUAUGUGAUUUCAAUUUCAUUACCAUGUAUGUUAUUUGGUGUUUUUACUGUGUUCAAUGUUGUCUGUGAUUUGGUUAUUUUAUGAUGUUGCCAAUUUGUUUACUUUACAUUGACACUGCCAAAUUGUCCAUAUCUUUUUAUUAUUAAAAAAAUAUUAAAUUUAUGGAAAAUUAAAAGGGAAAACCAACACAUAUUUAAUGCUUGAAAUAGUUUUCAAUCAUUUUUAAUUGCAACUACAUAAUUUACAUAUAUGUGUUGCUUAUAGCUUUAAAUGUGUUAAUGAUAUUGUUUUUAUAUUAGCCAAACCCUGUAAUAAUAUAUUGUAUGUUGGUAAUUGGACUUGAUGAUGCUUUUGACAAUGUCUAUGUUGAUAUAUACAAAGAAGGAAUCUGCGGAUGAUAUAUUUGAUAUAGGGUAUAUAUUAAAGAGCAGAUAAUAUAGUCAAAGAAGGAUUAUCGGAGAGAGCGGAUGAUAUGAACAAAGAAGGAAACAGCGGAUGAUAUAUACAAAGAAGGGAUUUGCGGAUAUAUUAAUAAUUUUUAAAUUUGCGGACAUUAUGAAUCUGCGGAUGAUAUCAACAAAUAAGGAAACUGUGGACAUGAUAAUGGACAGACAAUAUACCAUAUUACACUGAAUGGUGUGACUGGCUAACAAGAAUCAGUAUUUAAAAUAUGUUUGGCUAUGAUUCGAUGAAAAAAGAUGAUAAGAUUAUUAAUUUUUUGUAAAACCAAGUUUUAUUGCACAUCCAAUUUUAAUAGAAGACAUUACUUUAUUGGUGAUAAACACAUCAGUAAUGUUAGAUUUAUAAAAUGAAUUACAUUUUUAUCCACAAAAGCAUCAUAAUAUAUAUAUCUUUUUUCUGGAAAAAGUAAACAACAACUGUUAAUA
This is a messenger RNA of Dreissena polymorpha, 4497 nucleotides long. Its product is annotated as ethanolaminephosphotransferase 1-like. The coding region runs from base 101 to 1258 and encodes 385 amino acids. NCBI's taxonomy places the organism in Eukaryota, Metazoa, Mollusca, Bivalvia, Myida, Dreissenidae. Gene Ontology annotation, cellular component: Golgi apparatus; endoplasmic reticulum membrane. Gene Ontology annotation, biological process: phosphatidylethanolamine biosynthetic process. The record is from RefSeq and is a predicted model, not a curated record. The transcript has 9 exons. Gene Ontology annotation, molecular function: ethanolaminephosphotransferase activity.